Molecule: messenger RNA, 2484 nt
Organism: Symbiodinium sp. CCMP2456
Lineage: Eukaryota; Dinophyceae; Suessiales; Symbiodiniaceae
Source: the annotation of a GenBank genome assembly
AUGGCGCUCUUCCUGAUGAGAAAAUGGGAGGACACAGUGCAAAGGGUUCAGAGCCUUCGGCAAGCGGUGGCCGAAUCCACUUGGAAGCUUCGUCAAGUCGAAUUUACUCAUCUGCGUCCCUUGGAAGAGUGCCUCACGGACUGGGCGGGUCUCUUCGCUGGCCUCUCUCACAUGCAGGGUGAGUUGCAGGGCAUUUCGCGAGCCUCAGUCAUUGCCGUGGCCUUCGUAGGCUUAAAGGCUGUGCGGGUUCUGAACCGCAUAGUCGACACAGCCUUGAAAGAGCUGCUAAAGCAGCAGAGCUUCCUGUCCAGGGGCCUUUUCCUGUAUGCUGCAGGCUCCGGCUGGGCAAUAAUGUAUGCCUACUGGGGGACGAUUACCGAGCGUUUGAACGCUGCCCGUGAGCGUGAGAGACUGCGUGAUGGCAGCCACCACACGGGUGAUUUGGAGAAUCGGGCAGAGUGGUUUUGCCAAUUGAUCCAGAACCUGAAGCGUCUCCCCGCCUUCUUCUGGUACUCGAGCAUGGUCUCCUGCCUCGUGUCGCUGCAGAUAGGCCAGGCCUUGGUGGUGCGGUCCAUGAGGCGUCUCGCCGAAUCCUCUGCCGGCACUCGGCUGCUGCCACUUCUGGGGCUUGCCCUUUUCUUUUUUGCUGACGUUGCCAACAAGCGCACCGAGCAUAUCGUGCACGAGGUUGCGGAGGACGGGCGCAGUUUAGGAUCACGAGGAGAAGGUGAAGGAGAAGUGGAGAAACAAUGUAGCGAGACCCAGGUCUGGGUGGAUUCUUCCUCCAUGGCUCAAGGUUAUUUCACAGCACGGUGCCACGUUGAUAGAGUGUCCGACUUCUUGGAAAUGGAAGGUGUGCCCGAGCCUCACAGUGUCCUUCUGUCCGGGGGGCUACUGCAUCAGUGGAGUCCCGGCAUGUUUGUUCUGUUUGUAAGCCAUCAGUGGUUGGGAGCCACACAUCCGGACCCGCACGGACAGCAAGCUGCAAUCCUGCGACACACGCUGCAUGGUAUGAUCAGCGGGUCCUUGCACGUCGAGGAAGACUUGAUAUCCAUGCCAAUGGGCAAAGAAAUGUCGCCGCAGACACGAAAGCAGAUUGCAAGUGGGUACUUGUUCCUGGAUUGGUUUGCGAUCCCGCAGAUUACGGCUAGGCAGGCAGGUGUGAAUGAGGACGUGACAAGGACAGAUGCUGCUUUGGCCGUGAAAAGUAUACCAUCCUAUGUGGAGCUUUGUAACCUUUUCGUGGCUCUGGUGCCGGAGCUCCUGCACACGGACACCAAAGUGCUCUGCAACUACACAUCGUGGCUGUCGCGAGGUUGGUGUAGGGCCGAAUGGUGGUGUCACCUGCUCUCCAACAAAGCGGACUCCAGCGUGAUCGUGGUCUACUCACCACGGGAAGCGGAGUUCAUGUUCCCUCUGAACUGGCAGCAGCACCUGGUUCGCGAGGGCAACUUCACCGUAGAGAGCGACCGCGAGACGGUGGUGAAGCUCGGGGAGGUGGCCCUGGACAGCAAAAUCAAGCACCUGGCAGCAGCCGGACCGCUGAGUCUUUACCGCUACUACCUGGCGCAUCGCCCAAAGCUGUUGGGUCAGCAGAAACAGACCUUCGAGGUGGACGACCUCCUCGAGAUGUUUCGCUACGAGAGCCUGCAGGAUGCCGUCAACGACGAAAGCAGCGUCAAUGCUCUCCUUUGUGCCAUUUUCGCCGGAGACGUUCAGAUGGUGAGACUGCUCGUGGAGCACAAGGCAGAUGUGAAUCGUAGACUGAUGGGUCUAAAUUCGUUGGGCUACUCCGACACUCAGACGAUGCUUAUGGCCGCCAUCAAGUCGCAUCAAGAUCCAGAAAUGUUGUCGGCUCUCAUCGAGCUUCGUGCUGAUGUGCAAGCAACGACAAGAGUUGGACUGGGAUGUGCCUACUUGGUGCGAGCGCCGGGUCAGCUCAAAGUUCUCAUCGAAGCCAAGGCAGACCUUCAUACGUCACAUCUACCUAUGGGGCUAAGCCCAAUCUGCGGUGCUGCAGUGUGGUCUUGCCCAGAGACCGUCGCAGAAAUGCUGCGUGCACGCUGCGACCCUAAUCCGAAGCCAACUGGCGCAGGCUACUUUCCCCUGCAUGCAGUUGCGCUGCUGUCUCGAGGCAGAGCCUGUGCAGUGGAUGUUGCGAGGGUGCUACUGGAGGGCCGUGCAGAUCCGAACGCCUGCGCUCUUCCCGAAAGCAAGUUCUUGUUUGCAGCCCGAUUAGCGGGCAUGUACUCGAAAAUAUUCGGCUUCGCAUCCUGCUCGAUCGCCACAAAGACUUUGGCGAGCUUGCCUGGUCUGACUCCACUUGGCGCAGCUGCGUUGGUUGGGGAUGAUGCACUGUGCAGAACGUACCUGGGGUACGGAGCGGAGAACAUUGCUAACGACAGAGGCGAUUUGCCAGAAGACCUGGCGCUUGCAAAUGCGCAUGACCGUCUGCUGCCCAUGCUAUCAACGUUUGCCGUGUAG